This is a messenger RNA of Armigeres subalbatus, 3478 nucleotides long. It is a transcript of the gene Reck, whose product is annotated as reversion-inducing cysteine-rich protein with Kazal motifs. The record is from RefSeq and is a predicted model, not a curated record. Gene Ontology annotation, cellular component: plasma membrane. Gene Ontology annotation, biological process: extracellular matrix organization. Gene Ontology annotation, molecular function: metalloendopeptidase inhibitor activity; protein binding. The transcript is spliced from 7 exons. The coding region runs from base 549 to 3470 and encodes 973 amino acids. NCBI's taxonomy places the organism in Eukaryota, Metazoa, Arthropoda, Insecta, Diptera, Culicidae.
CACGACUUCAGUGCGCAACGAAUCGUGAUCGCGAUAGGACGUCCGAGUGAAACCGGCCGGUUAGUUGUUAAUAAUACAUUUUUUUACGCUGGUGCUGCGUUUUCUGCUACUUACUUGAGCAUCAGCUAGUGACGUGCGAAAAUAAGAAUUAUAAAGAGAGUGAGUGAUCUUCUAUUGCCGCACACGCGAUCGGUGUGAUGUCGUUUGAAAUGGCCCUCAAGCCCUCAAGUGGUGCUCAAACAAUUUAACAGCGCUUUACAUCAACGGCCGGCAGUUUUGUGCACGUUGCUAUGCAUGAUAAUAACGACCCUAGCCGACAGCAGUCAACGCAGUGGAAGCGCCGCAGUGAAUCUUAAUUGGGCAGUUAGAAAUAAUUGCAUAAUGAGUUGCGAUUAGUGGAUCCAGUUUAUCGAAGAAGUGGUUGUCUUUAGUUCUGCACGGGACUGUGUGGCUGACCACGAGGCGUGCCGCGAGCGGGCGAAAAUAGAGUGUUCAGUUACAAAAUAAAUGAGUGCUUCCGUCGAGCAGUAGAUCGAUUACGGUGGACAAUGAUUUGGCGUUAUCGAAUAUUGGCGCUUUAUGGGUUUGCGAUAGUAUCGCUGACUUGCGGGUCCGGAUUAGAUGAAGAUUUGUCGCCGUCAACCGUUAACAUAACAGAUAUCUUCCCAUGUUGUUCCGAUGCAUAUGGAUCGUGUAGAAUCGCGUGCGAAAGCCUAUCACUGGUUAAACUCGCAUCAGACAAUACCAACAAGGACUGGAAACUUCACGAUAUUCGACGAUUCUGCCAACCACCCGAAUCUCUGUUCUGGAAUUGUUUGAACGUUACUCUAGCUUCCAUCCAGCGAGGCAUCACGUGGCCGGGCCGAACAUGCUGUUCGUUGGGAAUGUCUCUGAAAUGCCAAAAUACAUGUGCAACAGCGUCUGAGAAAGAAGACCUACUGGUAGGGUGUCGACACAGUGACGAACAGCGUUUGUUCGAUUGUAUCCAGCGGCAAGAAGAUGGUGAUAGCUGUUGUGGACAGGCCCGAACAUCGGAGUGCUUACAGGCAUGCAAAGAUGUCUUUAGGUUCAAUCAAACGCCCAACAAACAUCAACGAGAGCUUGUGCAGAAUACCUGCAGCAAUAAUAACACCGAUGUUCUGCAGUGUAUUAGAGAAUAUGUCGAGGUCACCGUUAAUGAAAACUUGAAACAUUAUCUUCCCUGCUGUGAUCAGACAGCUGAUAAUCAAUGCAAAAAAGCAUGUCGAGAAACCCUAUUAGAAGGCAGCAUUACCGAAGAAGAAACUAUCGACGUUCUCCAGAGUGCAGGCUGUGGCGUUCCACUACCUCACGAUCCGUUGUGGAAGUGCUUCUUUUCGUUCGGUAAAAACAAGGUAGCAUCAGUUAAUUCCAACGAAAUAUCUCGCAUCAAUCAAGUGGGAAUGGAUUCGGCAAAAUUGCACUGCUGUAUGAAAGCCAACUCAACCAGGUGUCGUAAGUUUUGUAUCGCAACGUACUCAAAUGAGUGGACUACAAAUUUGGCGGAAUUCGACAAUAGUUGUUUGCUGUCGAAGGAUGAGUUCAGUAUGAAGCAAUGCGUUGAUGAAGUGGACGAACCAUGUGAGCUGGGUUGUGACGGACUCUCGUAUUGCAGCAAUUUUAAUAAUCGUCCAACGGAACUGUUUCGCAGCUGUAGAGCUCAAUCGGAUAACGCAGCUCUUAGUGAUGUAGAACAGUGGAAGGAACAGCGUAUUGUCAAACUACCCGGUAUUAAUUUACCAAUACGAAACAUUAGUGAAUGUUCGUUGGAAACGUGGAAAUCGAUUGCAUGUUUGCUGCAGAUAAAACCUUGCACUCGAAGCUAUCAUACAAACCGUAUUUGCAGAGAAGAUUGCUACGAAGUGUUGGGGCGUUGCGUGGACUGGAAUAAGAUAACGUUGAAGCACUCGGUAGCUUCUCUCUGUCAGAUGUUUUCUCCGAAUGAUGACAGUGAGUCGGAAUGUGUAUCACUGAAGAGAUAUCACGAGCCCAGCGAUGUUAUGCUGAAGAACACCGAUGUAUUGUUAGUUUCACCUUGUAGAGGUAAUCCAUGCAACUCGAGUCAAGUGUGUAUUGUAAACCGGGACGGGACAUUUGGCUACAAAUGUGUAAGCGGUUGUCCUCUCGGAGAAGCGUCAUCUUACAUGGUACCAGAGGGGACAUUUGUUCGCAUUCCGGUGUCGUCCACUGUGAAAGGAUGUCUUAAAGUCUGUCGAUGUGGAUUUGGAGGGCGGAUAGAAAAGUGUCAGCCUAUUCCGUGUAUAAACUAUGAUGCAUGCAUUUUGGCAGGAAAGCGAUUCGACCAUCUAUCGUUCUUUUACGUCGAAUGCAACAUAUGCAGUUGCUUCGCAGGUGAAAUCACAUGUACGAAGAAACAAUGUCGUAUACCGGGUAUCAUCAAUAGAUCGUUCACUACGAUGCCGUGCAAUUGUCCCGUGCAUUACGUUCCGGUUUGUGCCCGCAACGGCAAUACAUAUCCUUCGGCGUGCAUAGCCAAAUGCGCUGGAAUUCAAGACGGGGACAUUCAAUUUGGACCAUGCCGGGCACGGGACCCAUGUGAUGGAGCAGAGUGCAAUCCGUUUUCAGUAUGCAUUCCGGAUAGAAACAUUUGCUUAUCAACUAUGCAUAAGCCAUGCCCUCAGCAUCAAUGUGUAAGUCUCGCGUCGGUAAACUGCUCGGUGAUUACAUCCAUUCGCGAUACGAACCUAAACUUCUACCCCACGGUAUGCGACCUUGUCAAGUCCGGUGGACUGUUCGCCUAUCGGGAGAAGUACAUCAGCUAUUGCGAAACGUCUCGGAAGCGUACGCAGGUCUGCGGUGUCAACGGAAUUACAUACAGGAGUGAAUGCGAGGCUUGGGCUGAUUAUUCAACGGUGGACUAUAACGGACCAUGUCAGGAGGUUGGAGUGAUAAGCGAAACACUGGAAGCCAAAUGUGCGUCCGUAAAAUGUCCCCGGCGCAAAUGGCAUGAGUGUAGCAUGGUGAUACCGCCUGGGGCAUGCUGUCCUAUUUGUGGAUCGGCACUGCGAAUUGUUUAUUCUAGGAAGCAAGUUGAUCGAGCGUUGUAUGCGUUGAAGGGGGUGAAUACGGAAAUUCUCACCCUGAAGUCUAUUCUACGCUCUCUAGAACGGUUGCUACAAACGGUAGAGUGCAGAAUCAGUGGUCAGUUGACGUUCGAGAAUGAUAUUUAUGUGAUUAUCGAGAAUGUUGGCAGCCAUGCGAAUUAUUUGCAGGUAGAAAUUUGUGCCCGCGAAGCAGAGAAAUUGGUUACUCUGAUAAAGACACAAAGCCAUAUGAUAACUAGCGAGCUUAAUCUAAGUGCAUUAAUAGUUGCCAAUUUAGUUAAGACCAAUGUAGGUAGUGGAGCGCACGUAAAUUCUACAAGAUUGUGGUUUUUAUCCGUAAUUGUGCAAUCCUUGUUUGUACUUCGGAUAUUUAUCAAAUACCAUUGAAGUAUGUA